Molecule: messenger RNA, 1549 nt
Organism: Epinephelus lanceolatus (giant grouper)
Lineage: Eukaryota; Metazoa; Chordata; Actinopteri; Perciformes; Serranidae
Source: RefSeq, a predicted model, not a curated record
UAUCGCCGUUGCUGCGGGUGCUUGAACACAGGCGAGCCAAGAUGGCAGAGUACCUGGCAUCCAUUUUUGGGACAGAGAAAGAUAAGGUCAACUGCUCUUUUUAUUUCAAAAUUGGUGCCUGCCGACAUGGCGACCGCUGCUCCAGAUUACACAAUAAACCAACAUUCAGCCAGACAAUUGCCCUCCUGAACAUUUACCGGAACCCUCAGAACAGUGCCCAGUCUGCUGAUGGGCUGACCUGUGCCAUCAGUGACAUGGAGAUGCAGGAGCACUAUGAUGAGUUUUUUGAGGAGGUCUUCACAGAGAUGGAAGAAAAGUAUGGCGAGGUGGAGGAAAUGAACGUAUGUGACAACCUUGGGGACCAUCUAGUGGGAAAUGUGUAUGUGAAGUUCCGUUAUGAAGAGGACGCUGAGAAGGCCGUGAUAGACCUGAAUAACCGGUGGUUUAAUGGACAGCCAAUCCAUGCUGAGCUCUCCCCUGUCACAGACUUCAGAGAAGCCUGCUGUCGCCAAUAUGAGAUGGGGGAAUGCACUCGUGGUGGCUUCUGUAACUUCAUGCAUCUGAAGCCCAUCUCACGUGAACUGAGGAGAGAGCUCUAUGGGCGUCGGAGGAAGAGCCGCCACAGGUCCCGGUCUCGAUCGAGAGAGAGGCGAUCUCGCUCGAGGGACAGAGGUCGAGGAGGUGGAGGUGGCCGUGACCACGAGAGACGUCGCUCCCGAGACAGAGAGCGUUCAGGACGGUUCUGAACCACAAGCCAUGACUACUUGUCCUUCCCUCCCGGUAUCCAUCCCCAGUCUUUUUUUUUUUUUUUUUUUUUUUUUUAAGUUUGUACCCUUCCAGGUCUAUUCAAGGACUGACUGAGAGGUACCUGAUUUUGAAGCUGUGACAGCAUUGAUGAACUUGUCUGUUCUUGAUUUCUGAAAAUGACUUUCACCUCAUUAAAUUUAACAUUUUUACUUAACAUGACUGAUGAAUCAUACUUGUUACUACAUAGCAUUAAUAAUGUUUUUAUGUGCUGCCUUCCUGUUGGAAAUACAGUAAGAACUAAAUGUUACUAAACCAAACGUGUAGUUAGUUAUUCAGCUCAUUUCAUUGCUCUGAGGUCGCAGUUUCAGAUGAAAGCCCCGCAUCAGAGUUCCUUUGACAGUCCUUUAAAACAGAAGGCAGCAAAAAGAUCUUUUUCUGUUGGUCUUCGCUCUUUUGAAAAACACCUGAUAAUUUGUUUUGAGAACAGCCAGAGUAGAUUCAAACAAAGUCCUUAAAUCAGAACAGUCCUGCUGUAUUUUCAUGUUCACUUACACUGAGUGAGCUUAUAUCAUUUCUGCAGAGAGUUUUUUUUUUUACUGUACAGAUUUCCAGAUGGGUCAGUGUAUGUGUAACUUUUGGGUUUUGUACGUCAGAAAUCAUUCUGCCCUGGCUAUGGUCGUGUUUUAUAGUAUUGUGCACAGGGUAAUAUAAUCUGCUGAAGCUUAACUUUGUGCUGUGGUCCUGGAUGUUUUGUGCCAUUUAAGAUGGUGCUCAAGUAAUGAAAUACAUUAACUUAAGUACA